Messenger RNA from Trametes versicolor FP-101664 SS1, 3561 nucleotides. RefSeq lists its product as uncharacterized. The transcript is spliced from 11 exons. The record is from RefSeq and is a predicted model, not a curated record. The annotation marks the transcript as partial. Lineage: Eukaryota; Fungi; Basidiomycota; Agaricomycetes; Polyporales; Polyporaceae.
CUGCGUCGUACUGUAUCGCACGCUGAUAGCCCAUAUUUUCCGUGGCCCGACAAGGAGACUUGCAUUUUGGAUAUCUUACGGCAUAUCCCCCGGUGCGCGUUUUCACGCAAGCAGAAUGCGGUCAUUCACUGGGCACUGCUUGCGCUCGGGGUAUCCAAUAUUCCGUCAGAAGACACGGUGGCGCGGAUUUCCGAUAGCUUGCAGCAGCUUUUUGGCGUCGCAAGUAUCCGGUACAAGGGUGCUUUUGGGCAUGUCUACUACGUGAACGACCUAGCGGCACUGAUCGCCCAGGAAAUGGCCAAUCCUCGUGUACGACGGCACCUACAGUUUCUCGCAGAAGACGCGGGGCCCAAAUUGAAGGAAGCAUGGCAGGCCAAGAGAUGGCGUGAGGAGCUCGAUCCUGACUUGGCAACCCCCAUGAUUCGCUACAAGAAUCAAGACUUCUACGUCUACGAACCUACACUGCUUACAAACGGUAAAGUCUGCAUUCCGUUCGGAUGGUUCCGCCGCAAGGGUGCAUUAUUUGGGCGCGCGUGGGCGCUUUCUCUCGAGCGGGACCGAUCAGGGUGGACGGUGCUGAAGUAUGAAGAGAUCGACGUCCCCGAGAGCUUCCUGCUCUCAAACUUUCCCAAUCUGUGCGAGUCGUUCACUUCCUAUGGCAUCGCGGACCCGCGCAAUAUCAUCGGUACGUCUCUCGACGUUCCCGUAGCCGUUGACAAGGGCUUGACUCCAUGGAACUUCACCGAUCCCCGCGUCGGGAAUCGAUGGAGACGACAAGCAAAGGGACAUCAUGUUCGCGCUUUCCCGAUAUGGUUGUACUGCGACGACACGUCCGGGAACCUUUCAAAAAAGUGGAAUAAACAUAAUUCCUUCCUUUUCACGCCCGCCGGCCUCCCGCGUUCCCUCGUUCAUCAAGAAGAGAACAUACACUUCCUGUCGACCUCGAAUAUUGCCCCGCCUCUGGAAAUGUUGGAUGGCAUUGUUGAUCAACUACAACAAUGUCAGGAGACGGGAAUCUGGGCAUGGGACUGCGAAGACAAGGAGCUUGUUCUUGUUGUCCCAUCAGUGCUUGCAAUGCUCGGGGACAACCCUAUGCAAAGCGAGAUCGCCUGCCAUGUGGGGCUUGCCGGGAAGCUCUUCUGUCGAGUAUGCUGGGUGUCGAAAGGAGCUGCCGCAGACAACAAUGCAGAGGCAGCUCCAGAAGGUGCAUGUUCCUCUUCACGUGUGCCUCGUACCCCAGAUGGUGCUUCAGAUUCGCCUGCGAGUCAGCCCCGCGGCCGUCAAAAUGCAGGAAAGCAGCAGGAAACGAUGCAAGACAUGAUCGCACGUCUGAGAAACUUCAUGACGCUCGGCGCAUCAGGGUUACGUUCGCGCGACCAGACACUUCGCUGCCUCAAGUCACAGUUCAAUGAGGCGACCCGGGUGGGAGGACAGAGCGAAGUCUUCACUAAGCGAACAAACACGGGUGUGAAGGACACGUUCCAAUCGUGGUUCAUUGAACGCCUGUGCAAGGUGACAGUUGCGAAGGGCAAGAGCCGUGCCGAUAAGACAGCGGAGGUUUCGGCGUUGCUCCAGUCGUUCCCCCCGGAGGAGCUGCUCACGAGCCCUGUCUGGCGUAUCAAAGAUUUUGAUCCUCAUCGCGACACACCUGUUGAAGUGCUGCACGUCGUGCUACUCGGAUUUGUGAAGUACUUCUGGCGUGACGCCAUCGCCCGCUUGAAGGACCCAGAGAAGAAGAUCCUUAUCGCGCGGCUGUCGUCUUUCGACGUGUCCGGUCUCGGGUUUCCUCCGCUCUCUGGCACAACACUGGUCACAUAUGCACGAUCACUCGUUGGACGUGAUUUCCGUGCAGUCGUCCAAGCCGCGCCCUUUGUAUUGCACGACUUGAAAGGUAUCCCCCCUGAAUCACUCGACGUGUGGGCCGCACUCAGUCGUGUGGUCACACUUGUAUGGCAGCCCGAGAUACACGCUUUGGACGACCACAUUGUACCGCUCACCGAUGCCAUCAACUACUUCCUGGAGGCGACGUGUAGGCUCACCCCGCGAUGGUUCAAUAAACCGAAGUUCCACAUACUGCUACAUCUUCCAGAGCAUAUUCGACGCCUCGGACCUCCCAUGCUCUUCGCUACCGAAGGGUUUGAAUCCUUCAAUGCCAUCAUCCGAUCGUUUAGCGUGCACAGCAACCACCAAGCACCAUCGCGCGAUAUUGCAGCCGGUAUGGCGCACCACAGCCGCAUUCGCCACCUCCUCAGUUGCGGGCUCUUCCACGUGCCGCGGAUUGUCGGAGGCCGCAUCGAUGACACCUCUAUUUGCGAGACUAGUACUGGCUCUCUACCUUCAACGAGCUCGUCGUCGGCGCCACGGUCUCCUUGGCUCAGCAAGAUAUCAGGACCGGCUAUCCUGGAAAGAGGAGCUUGGCGUUCUGUAGGUCCGGGUCCGCUGUCACUGCUACAUAUCGCCAACUUCAGAGACGACCUCCUCCGUGCGACCCAAGCGAGCAGCCACGGAGUUCAUCUUCAGGCGUCGCUCAUGAGACAGCAGUUCCGUACUGUGCAGGAAGUGUUGCUCCAGAACGGCGAAUGGUGCAACGCCAGGAAGAGAGAUUGGGUGAUAUAUCAAGAGACUACUGCCGGUGACCCGCCUGAGCGAACCCCCAAGCUCGGGAGGGUGCUCGAAGUUUUGCAGAUUGUUGGAUCGGCCGCCGAGUCUUCCGGCCGAGCAGACGGCGUCCUGAUUCAAAUCUCACAACUCGGCGCCCUCCACAAUGAGUAUCGCAUGCCUCGUGCCGACCUCUGCGACUCAUACAGGCUCCUGCCCGUCUCUGCAAUUCGUUGUGUAGCUAACGUUCAACACGACUGUAUUGGCAGCAAGUGCAAGAUCACAAACACCAAGGAGGUCAUUCAAGAGCGCGAGAAAACAGCCAACCUGCACACAGAUGAAGUCCGGCAUUCCGACAGCGUCCACUUUGUUCUCAAUGUGGGACAGAUGCGCGAUGCAUCAGAACUACGACCUCUAGUCCUUCCCCUCCCAUCACUUGGCUCUCGAGACGAUAUUAUUCAUCACGCUGCAAUGCAGGAAGUCGAUCGUGCUCACCGCCAGACUCAGGCAGGCGACAGUCUUUCUUCUCGUUCUCGUUCCUCAUCUCGGUCCCCGGCUUCGCGCAGUCAGCGGCCCGCAUCACCCUCCCGGCUACCUCAUCCGACACCCACAGCAAAUCCCUCCCUCUCAAGUGCCCGUCCUUCCGUGCCGACUCCGCCACUGUCCAUGUCCUCGGACUUGACAUCGGCACGACCCAUGCGACCGAGUGUCGGACAACAUACUGGCCCCCCUCACCCACCUGACUCUCUUCUCCGCAGCGCUAUCAUGUCAUCGUACAAGCAGCCGAACAUGCAGGCAGGACCUCCAACGCCUCAUGACAUGAUCGCGAGCACCGUAGGGUCGUCGCCUGCAACUCGCAUAACUCAUUCCCGCCAGUACCCCCAGUUGAUGGCCCGUACUCCGCCUUACGGUUUUGGUCAGGAUGAUGGUCAUGUUACUCGUGGCUCAGAUACCUCCUCCUAG